AUGGCCUCUCAAUCUCAAUCACCGCCUCAUCACGCUCCCACCGUUGCUUCGCCGGGAUCUUCUUCUCCCAACGCGGCUCCGGCGGAACUGCCGUCUCUCCUCCAUGUAUCUUUCAACCAGGACCACGCCUGCUUCGCUGCCGCUACUGAGAAUGGCUUCCGCAUCUACAAUUGUGACCCCUUAUCCUUGCCCUCGUCGGCGGCGGGUCCCACCCUCAGUACCCUCCGAACAAGGUCAUGAUCUGGGACGAUCACCAGGGGAGGUGCAUCGGCGAGCUCUCGUUCCGCGCUCCCGUCCGAGGCGUCCGGCUCCGCCGAGACAGGAUAGUGGUGGUGGUAGAACAGAAGAUAUUUGUGUACAACUUCGCGGACCUGAAGCUGCUGCAUCAGAUCGAGACCGUGGCGAACCCUAAGGGUCUCUGCGCGAUUUCGCAUUCGUCGGAUUAUCUGGUGCUGGCGUGCCCGGGGCUGAUGAAGGGCCAGAUUCGCGUGGAGCACUACGCGCAGAAGAAGACUAAGUUCAUUUCGGCGCAUGACUCGAGGAUUGCUUGCUUCGAUCUCACGCUUGAUGGGCAGUUGAUCGCCACUGCCAGCUGCAAGGGAACUCUGAUUCGGAUUUUUGACACAGAUAGUGGCACGCUCCUUCAGGAAGUAAGAAGGGGUGCAAAUGUGGCUGAGAUCUUUAGUUUGGCCUUCUCUUCCACUGCUCAGUGGCUAGCAGUCUCAAGUGACAAGGGUACUGUCCACGUUUUCAGCCUUAAGGUUAAUUCCAAUGUCCCUGAUCAUGAAAAUUCACAUCGUUCUUCCAGUUCAGAUGCUGCUAUUAUCCCAUCUAGCCCAUCUAGUUCCUCUCGGUCAUUCAUUAAAUUUAAAGGAGUUUUGCCUAAGUAUUUCAGUUCAGAGUGGUCAGUUGCUAAGUUUCACUUAAAUGAGGGCUCUCAUUACACUGUUGCAUUUGGUCUCCAAAAGAAUACAGUGGUAAUUCUUGGUAUGGAUGGAAGCUUCUAUCGAUGUCAGUUUGAUCCAGGGCAUGGUGGAGAGAUGACCCAGCUUGAAUACCAUAACUUUUUAAAGCCAGAACCAGAAACAGCCUCGUGAGACCCUGUAGAGUUUGGUGUUUCAAGCCUUUUCGUUAGGGUUGCAGUAUUAUGCACCUUGCGGAAUAAUAGUAAUAGUAUAGCUGACUGAAGUAACACUGAGCCCGUUAAUCCGUUAUUAAUAGUAAUACACGGUCCAUCUUGUUACUUCCAUCUCUGAUAUUGUAAUUAUAAUAUUCUAUGUAUAUAUAUAGUUUAUUAAUUUUUUAAUAAUAUAUGUUGACUGCUGUGGUAAAGCCAA
Molecule: messenger RNA, 1337 nt
Organism: Arachis ipaensis
Lineage: Eukaryota; Viridiplantae; Streptophyta; Magnoliopsida; Fabales; Fabaceae
Product: autophagy-related protein 18a
Molecular function (GO): protein binding
Source: RefSeq, a predicted model, not a curated record